Dreissena polymorpha is the source of this 7114-nucleotide messenger RNA. RefSeq names its product rho GTPase-activating protein 45-like. Gene Ontology annotation, molecular function: GTPase activator activity. The transcript has 27 exons. The record is from RefSeq and is a predicted model, not a curated record. Gene Ontology annotation, biological process: activation of GTPase activity; signal transduction. Lineage: Eukaryota; Metazoa; Mollusca; Bivalvia; Myida; Dreissenidae. The coding region runs from base 248 to 4969 and encodes 1573 amino acids.
UAAGAGCAUCCGGUGCAAAGAUGGCGUAAAGUGAAAACUUCUGAAACUAAACCAAACUAAUCAAUGCAGAAAUUUUGGUUGGAAAUGCUUGAUAAUAGUUGCAUAUUUCGAAGACUUAUUUUCUGCUGAGUUUAUGCCUUAAGCAGCGAAAGCGCUUUGAUCAUUGCUGUAAAGAAUCAGUGUAUUCGCUGAUGUUGGUUCAGUGUAGCCUUCAAAGGCCAGUCCUGAGAAGGAGCAUUAGCAAGGAAUGCACGUGACGCCAUUGUCCAGCCCAAGAAUGGCUAAGACAAUGUCCCUGGGCAUGCUGGAGCAAGAUGGCGACGUCCAUAUUGUUGAUCAGGACGACAUCAUUGUGAUGACGCAGGAUGUGAAGAACUUUUCUGAUGCACUCGGGAGAUUGAGAGCACUUUUCACAGAGCCAUGGGAUAUAGACAUGGAUUUGAAGGUGCUUGCGCAUGAACACUUGGGUGAUGUUCUCAGCACUCUGAAGUCAAUUUUACAGAAGUACCCACCUCUGAAUACGACAGAAAUCUUCUCAGCAGCUGCCACACUCAUUUCUAAAAUCAAAAGCUACAAUUAUGAGGAGCACAGCUGUGAUGAUGUGGAGUGUGCCUUUAGCGACCCGAUAGACCAGCUUGCUCUGGAGUUCAGCAGCAGUGUGUCAGAGUAUUUGAUGGGUGAUUUACAGCAGCCUUGCAGUGAUGAAGUGAAAACGAAGUCCUAUGACAACCUACUGUCAGUUUCCCAUGAUGCAGCUGAUCAGGAAGAAAUGGAGGAGGAAAAGGAAGAGCCAGUGAUGAAGUUAACACCGGAACAGAUAGACGUGUCACUGAUGAAAUUGGAAGCUGGUCACGAACUCGCUUUAAAGCGUGCCAAGGCCUGGUCAAAAUACCUCAAAGAUAUAAUGUCAUACAUCGAACGCAGAGCCCAUCUAGAAGUUGAGUAUUCCAAAAACCUGUCUAGAUUGGCGUUGGCAGUCAGACCAGCUCUAACAGAAGAGGGAUUUCUUCCUCUUCAGUCAGUCUACUGCACAGUUCUAUCACAGGAUGUGGAGUAUGCCAAGACUUGUCAGGCAACAUUCACUCUCUUGCAGACCACAAAGUUUAUGGAGCCUCUGAAUGCCCGGAGGAAUGAGCAUGAAAAGGUGCGCAAGGUGGUCAGAGAUAACUGGAACAAGGAAUUCAAGAAAAUGCAAGAGACAGAGAACAACCUGAUGAAGGCCAAGUCAGCGUACGUUGCUAGGCAACAGGACUAUGAGAAGGCCAGAGAGCUGUCUCAGAAGACAGAGACAGAUGGACUGUCGCUCUCGAGUGGCACGAGCGCCACCAAGAUUGACAAGAAGAAGAAGGCUGAAGAUGAGGCCAUGCACAAGGCUGCAGAAGCAGAGACCACCUACAAAGCGUGCGUUGCAGAGGCCAACAACAGACACAGGGACCUACAGAAUACCAAGAAGGAACUGCUGGCUGCCAUCAGAGAGCAGAUAUACCUCUCUGAUCAGGCCAUCAGGAAAGUGACUACAGAUUACUUCCAGCUCCUACAGACAGUCUCUGCCCCAGUCCCUAUACAGUACAACACCCUGUGUGAUACCUCCAAGAGGUACGACCCUGGGAGCCAGUAUGAAGAAUAUGUACGCCGGUUACCGAUUUCGACGUCAGCAACAUUGCAGUAUAAAGAGCACAAAUUUGAACAGUAUUAUAACAAAAGUGAUAUUGGUAAUCGCAAGACGAGCACACAGUCUAACGAGUCUGCUAGUUCUGAACAACAUUCGGGCGAUGGAUCCCCGUCUGUACAAAGAAAAGACAAGUACCGCACCCCUCUGCCAGCGUGGCAGGGUGGACGAGGCAUCAUUGCCAACAGCGACACCGACAGUCACAGCGGAAGCAGCAAGUCUCUAUCGGGUUCCAUGGACAAUCUCAUGGAGGAUGACCAUGAUACGCCAAGCACAGUGAAACAGAUGUUGGCAGUGCCUGGCUCAGAACAGUUGGACGUUCAUGCCAUCGUCAAGCGUCCAGGUCAGCGCAGGGGCACAACGUUUGGGGUGGACUUCCAGGAGCAGGUGGAGCAUUAUCACUCCGCCAUUCCGCCCAUCAUCACAAAGUGCUUGAAAGAGAUCGAGAAACGUGGCAUCACUCUCAAGGGCAUGUAUCGAGUAUCAGGUGUGAAAAGCACAGUGGAGAACCUGUGCCAAAGAUUUGAGAUCGAUCCAGAAUCAGUCAACCUCGACAACGAAAAUCCGAACGUGAUCUCGAACGUUCUCAAGCUCUACCUCCGUCAACUGCCCGAGCCUCUGCUUACCUUCAGACUCUACCAGAACUUUGUACAAGUCGCCAAGGAGAACAUGUCAGGCACCACCAUGGAGAUGUCCGUUGAGAACCUUCACAUCCUCAUUGACAAGCUGCCAUUCUCCAACAGGAAAACCUGUGGAGUACUCAUGCAUCAUCUGAAAAGGGUAGCUUCAUUCUCAGAUCAGAACCAGAUGAACGCCAGUAACCUAGGCAUAGUGUUCGGACCAACCUUGCUGAGACCGCAGGGAGGUAAUGCCUCACUGGCUUGUCUGGUAGAUACGCCACAUCAAACCAGAGUUGUGGAACUUCUAAUCGUGAAUGCCGAGAGCCUGUUUGGGCCCUUGGAAGACCACCAGCUGUUUCCCGGGGAGACCAGGGUAGAACCAAUGAGGAAAGGAUUGCUGCCUUCCCCACAGCAGGCAACUUUAGAAUUACCCAAAGAAGAACAACCAAAGGUUGAUUCAAGAAAAGAACAAAGCCCAACAUUGCGAUUGGUGCCCAAAGAUGACCUGCUGACCAAUCAGCUGCUCUUGUCUUCCUCUAGUCCUAACGAGAUUUCUCAGCAGAAGAACGAGGAUAUUUUGCUUCCCGGUUCGGCCAGCGUAGAUAGACAGGAAAGGAAGACGAGAUCCACCUCUGAUGCCAGAUCUAGAGGCGGACCUGUAGUGUUCAUGACGCCACCCCUUCCCUCUCGCAGUACCUCACGCCGUCUUACAUCCCCAGCCAGCUCACCCAACCUCUCCUACCGCAGCUCCGCUUCUGCCCCUCCAACCAUCACGGUUGACACUUCCGUCCCAGAAAAAAAUCCUCAGCGUAACAGCAGCUCAUCUGAGACACAAAUCUUGCCUGGGAAAGACAGUCCAAACACGUCUCCCAGACUUCAGCAGAGAGUUCUUCAGUUACCCCCUAUGAAUGCAUGGAACCCUAAAGGUGAUAGCAUGUUUACUAGUAUCUUAGAUUCACGGUCCCCACAAAUCUAUAGAAGAACAGCCAGCACCUCUAGUAGUAAAACGGACCCUUUUCAAGUUGAGGAGAUAUUAGAACCAAUGUCCAGGGUAUCCUGGCCUCAAAGGUCUGGGCAAAGUCUGUUCUCGAGUUCUCCACCAUUAAAUCGCCCCACUACGGAAAGUGAAUCUUUAAAUGCUUCCAAAUCCCCAAAUCUUUUACGUAAAUGUACUAGUUUCGAUAUUGAGAGGUCAAAACCGUUUCCGCCUCGAGCACUUAUUAGCAGUCCAACCACUCUACGCAAAUUUUCUUCAAGUAUUGAUAGUUCUAGAGAGGAAAUAAAGCAUGCUGAGGACACACAGGCCCUAACGAAGUGGGACACUGAAUGUUUGUCAAAUGAUUCUGGUAAAAUAAGUAAUAAAGAGGAGGAGGAGUCUUUCCAUGAUGAAAGAUUUUACAUCCCGAAUUUUGAAAGUGGUGCAAGUGCUUCGGCUUGUAAUGAUGGUCAGGAUUCUCGUCCUGGUUUGACUUUGAAUGAUUCGGUAGGGCCGUCAUCACAUUCAGAGUUUGAAUUUGAUUCAGAAAAGAUUAAUAGGUCUUUGGAAGAUCCGAAUAUACCGGAAACCGAUAUUUUGGAUGACAUAAUUGAAGAAGAAAACAAUGGAAUCAAUGAGAAUAAAGGUAAAGACCUUAUUGAUUCUGCACAGGGUAUUAAUAGGAAAGAUAAAAGAAAAGGUAUGAUUAUGGACAGUGAAGUGUUUAAUUCUGCUCCUGAUUUGGGAACGAAACCAAAGGCAAAGAAAUCUAUAACAGAAACUUUGACAAAGCAUGUCACCAGGCUUAAACAUGAUUCUUCCAAGAAGAACAAUGAUGAUUCUCCGAAAAUAGCCAAAUCAAAGAGUGGUAAAGGUAAAGAAUCAAUGGCACAUGGCUCACCAAAAAGCAACGAAAAACAUAAAUUGAAAGCCACAUCAUCCGUGAAGUCAGCAAUUUUGUCAUCUGCAGCAAAACUGAAGGCAAUAAGCAGAAAGAGUCCAGUCAUGUUAUUGAGCUACAAAUCGCAUUCUAUCAGCAUACCGGAUCACUCCAGAAAACAAGAUAGGCCAAAAUCAACAUCAGCCCUGAGCUCUUCACCAAGGCGUCCUGGUAUUCACCAAACAGAAUCGAGCCCAACUGUCCUUGUUACAACUCCGGAAGGUAAAAUUGAUGCACUGGAAACCACCACCAGAAAGAAAAGAACACAGUAUGUAUCCAAAGCUGUUGUUGAUUCUGACACCAGUAAGCCCAGUUGCAAGGAAGCUGAAAUGCCUAUAGGAAAGAAGCCUGCUUCUGCUACAGGUACGUCUUCUGCUGCAAGUUGUAAAUUGAACGAAGCCAAAACAGAUAGCAAGGGAACAAAAUAUUCUGCUACAAAAGUGGUUCAAAAUUUGAAAAACACUAAGGAUUUUGGAAAAAGUGAUAAAAGUACAGCCAAAGAUUGUAAUGUAUCUUCUUCUAGUUCAGUGAGCAGAACAGAUUUGUCAAAAGAUACGAAGACCAAGAAAAUAGACCCAGUUAAAAAAUCGGCAGGGUUGAAAGUUGUGCCCAAUGAAGUCAAGAAGGUAAAUAGUGAUUCACAGCCUCGAUCAUUAACACAGAAAAGGGAUAGCAUUAGCUCUGUGAACAGUGACAAUGCUAAGAAAUCCGAUCACUUUCGAGAUUGUUGUCAAAGCAAGCGUAAGAAUACUGAGAAGAAAUAGAUUCUUUCUCUCUUAGGAAAAAUGAUGAGGCAUAUAGGGGUAAAGUCACUUGGACCUGGUUUUUAGCAGAGUUUUGUGGGGACCGCAAUAAUUCUUUCAACUCAAACAUUAUGCUUAAUUUAGAUUUUAUACAUUCUGCUGUAUAUUUUAUUUUUCUUUGUAUGAAGGCAUUUAGUAUUUAUAUAAGUAAUAUAUUAUGCAUUUUAAUGAUAUUACCAUAUGUUUUUUGUAAGGUGUUAUAAGUAGCAAAAUGUGCAAUAUAAUAAUUUUCUUUUUAUUUUUUAUUUUAAAGAUAUGCUUUAAACCAUUGUAUGUUUUUCUCUGCUGUAAAUUGUAAUAAAUACUUUAUGCACGCAUUAUACUGCACUAGGUAGAAAGUUGGUUCAUUAAAGUCUGUUACUGUAGUAUGAUUGAAAUGUUUUAGAUUGUUGUUUUUGGUACCAUCAAAACACAAAUUGCUAAUUUUAAAACAUUACUUUGUGCAAUCAUGUCAAUCUAAUAUUUUAUUAAUGAGGUUCAUCGUGCUUUUUGACCAUGAGUUUGUUACAGCUAAACAUUAAGUUAAAUCUAUUUACAGCCUAAUGGCUCAAAAACCAAAGAAUCUCAUUUUAAACAUUAAGUUUUAAUUAAACUUUUUAUUUUUUCCCCGAUUGGUGUAAGGUUUGUUCUUUUUGAAUAUGUAUGAAUUGUGUGACUUAACUUUAUUAGUCAUGAAUUAAUUUCUUUACAGUUACCAUAAAUUUAUUAUACUUAUAACAUUAACUACACAUACCAUACAUGCAUUAUAAGUUAAUAUCAUUUAUAAAUAUGUAAGGCAGUAACAGAUAUUAUAAAAUUAACAUAUCAAAUGUGCAAGUGGAUUACAUUUGUUCAUUACUUGCACAACAAUAUUAUAGUUGUGAGUGUUCAAAAAAUUUAUUCAGGUUGUAAUUAUAAAUGUUUUUUCAAUUUUACCCUGUUAUACAAUGUAUGUGAAUUACUGUUAAUUUCUUCUCUGUAUUUAUGUUUGUAUGAGCAUUUAUCGAACUAUGUUAUAACGGAACAUCUGUGGCAGGUUGCAGGCAUAUUAAGUGAUGCAUCCAAAAGAACAAUGUCCGCUCAAAAAGUUUAAAUAAGAUCAUCAUGGAUCUUGGUGCUAAUGUUUGUUGGCAUAAUAUCCCAAAGUUUAAACAACAGCCAUAUGGCAUGAAGCACUGAAGAAUAUUGGUGCUUGAACUAAAAUAAAAAAAGGUCACAUACACAUUGUCAACUCUCUAUCUUAAAUCUUUUGAAUUGGUUCAUUUCAAACCAGGUCACAAUCUAUAUGGGAAUAUUAUUGCAAAAAAAAUAGAUAAUCAUUCAAAACAAGGUCACAAUGUAUAUGGGAAUAUUAUCUCAACAAAAUUUGAUAAUUAUUCUGAUCAAAGGAAGCACUUUGGAAUUAUGGCCAAAGAGUUACCCCGAAUUAGCCAAAUUAAUGUCUGCUCUCUAAAAGGUGGUGUCAGGUCAAUAACUUUAGUUUGUAUUAAACAUCCUUGAUGACACUUAAAGUGAUAGUAAAUAUAUGUAUAGUAAGCUUGAAUAGAGAUCUAGCUCUCUGUUAAAUUUGGGACUGGUCAGGUCAAGUCGACUUUUACUAAAAUUAGAAACAUACUCAAUAAUUUCAAAUUAAAAUGCUGUGUGGAGGUGACUUACAUGAAUACUUCCCUAAUGAUUGCAUUUGGGGCCUGUCAGGUCAAGGUCACUGUUACUACAGCUAGAAAUGCAGUUUGCACUUACUAACUUUAGUUAGGAACAAGAUGUUACAAGGAAAUUGUUUGUGUAGGUAGCUUACCUGCAAACCUAGCUUGGGAUUGCAUUUGGUUCAAGAUAUGUAACGGUCAAAUGAUUUUAAUUUUAUAAGCAUAACAUAUUUAACAUUGAAGAUCUGACUUCAUGGCAUUUCCAUGUUUUUGUUUUUUCUCCAUUAUUUUCUCUGCCCUUAUUUGUACAACUAGAUAAUUUCUUCACUGGUCAAUAUUGGCCAGACCUUUGAAUGGGUGUUAUAUGUGGCCUGUUUGUACUCUGGUUUCUACUUGCAUCUACCUGUGUAUGUUCAAAUAUGUAGAUAUAUUAUUGAUUAUGAAACAAUGUAUGAAUGCUUUUUGCUAUUGUGGUAAUCAAAUG